Messenger RNA from Colletotrichum godetiae, 1386 nucleotides. RefSeq lists its product as uncharacterized. NCBI's taxonomy places the organism in Eukaryota, Fungi, Ascomycota, Sordariomycetes, Glomerellales, Glomerellaceae. The transcript has 7 exons. The record is from RefSeq and is a predicted model, not a curated record. The coding region runs from base 1 to 1386 and encodes 461 amino acids. Gene Ontology annotation, molecular function: DNA-binding transcription factor activity, RNA polymerase II-specific; zinc ion binding. Gene Ontology annotation, biological process: regulation of transcription by RNA polymerase II.
AUGGCACCGCCCAAGAACCGAAUACGCAAAUUUCACCGUCGCAGCAAGAACGGUUGUUCGACGUGUAAGCAGCGUCAUGUACGAUGCGAUGAGCGGAAGCCUUUGUGCACAAACUGUCUGCAGACUGGCAAGGACUGUGUAUACCCUGAAGUAGACCCUGACGAAGAGUCUCGAUCAGAAUCCCUUUCCGAGUCCCGAUCUGGGUCCGAGCCCACCGUCGUCCCGGCCGAGGAAGCCUCCAUCAUUACCAAUGUCGUUUCAAACCAGCCAUUUGUCGGCUUCUCAUGCGACUACCAGAUGUCGGCAAUGUCACAAUGGCUCUGGCACCAGUCUUGCCAGUGGGCCUGGGUCACUGGAUCCCUUGAACACGUCAAGAUUCCAUUUCUCUAUCACAAGGCAGCCGCUUAUGAGUUUGCAAAGCAUCAACUCUCAGAGUCUGAGGAUAAUGUCAGCGACACAGCCAUCUUUGCUAUAGCCAGCCUGGCACUCACUGAGGGAGCGGUCGGGGACUUGGAUGCUUCCUCGAAGCAUCUCCGCGGUCUUCACAGAUUGACUCUGAGGAAGAACGGCUACAACUUGAUGAGAUCAAAUCUGGCACAACAGAUGCUACAGAUGGCUGGCGAUCGCCUACGUCUAGGCGAAGUGAACGUGAUUCACGACGCCAUCAGUGCUGACUUCCAGCCCAGCAUCAUCGCCUUGCUGUUCACGUCACUGUGGGAUAUGGAAAGUCUCCCGCCGCGGCAAGCACCGAGAUACGGUUGGUGGGAAGGCAACGAGACGCCUACAGACAGGCUCUGGCAGGACUACACCAAAAACCUAAACUGGGAGCUUUCUCGUGGAUUCGACCCAGAGCGCAAUAUAGCGACGAUGCUGAACGGCGACGCAAAGAGCAGCAGGGCGAGCUACAUUGCCACCUUUUUCUACCUCGUCAUGGCGGUCAACGACAGCGAAAUGGAUUGCGUUCUCACUGUGUGGCUGCUGGAACAACUCAUUGACGAUGUCUGCGACAAAGAGGAGGAAAUGAUUGCCGGCAGUUUCAGUCGCAGCCUUUGGUUAUGGAGUGUCCUGUUCGGAGCAGCUGUGGCUUACACGGGUAGACCAAUUACCGCAACAGGCAGAGAACAGCUUGCGAGGUGGAGGGAGAUGUAUGCUGCGAAACUGGGCUUGGCUAGCGACGUGUUGCAGCUCAAGAGCUGGCACGACGCGAAGACAGUACUGGCGGAAGUCGCCUGGACCGAUGGCUCAGAUGCUGAGGGCAGACUACAAGGCAUUUGGGAAGCAGCUUAUUUACCGGAGCAACUGGAUACUGGAUAUGUAUUGAUCGUCAUGCUUGAAUGUCGAAGGAUAAUCACGUGCAAGAGUCGGGAUGUCUGUGAUGCACAAUGA